AUGUUGGAUUCUGUGGUGGAGUACAUCACUCAGGCAGCUUCCAGCUAUGCUUUCAUUUUCUGCUUCUGCAAUUUGAUCAUAGUCAUUAUUCUAGUGGACAUGAAGCCCAAGCUCGGGUUUGAUCGAGGGAGUGAAGAAAUCUCUCUGUCCAUGCCCACAAACACGGGUAUACAUGGCGCAAAAUCCAAGUGUUUAGUCAGCAAAAGCACAGUAUCUCCACAAUCAACAGAAGUGGGACAUAUCAAGGAAGAAGUGGUGGUGGACAGAGCUGAAACUGAAGGUAGUUAUAACUGCAAUUGCAACAGUACUGACGAAGAUGAUGAGCUGAGGAGAAGAGUGGAAGAGUUUAUAGAAAGGGUUAAUGAAGGGUGGAAAGCAGAAUAUUUGAGCUAA
Molecule: messenger RNA, 393 nt
Organism: Sphenostylis stenocarpa
Lineage: Eukaryota; Viridiplantae; Streptophyta; Magnoliopsida; Fabales; Fabaceae
Source: the annotation of a GenBank genome assembly